AUGAAUAUCAGCGGCAUCGAACUUUCAACAAUAUCUCCUCAAGUUAAAUGUGGGACUGUUAGCACGACUUCAAGCUGCCUAACGGUAAACCAGGAUGCGUGGUACCGGCGUUUCAGAGAAUGGGUCGAUAGUUUUAAAGACUGGUCUCUUCCCUAUGGAGAGACGAAAAUCUCAAUAUAUGACUUUAUAACCAACAACAUUUUGCCCUGGUGGAUUAAAUGUAAAAAGUGUGGACGUUGGAGGCACGUAUCAAUUGGUAAUGCUACGAAUCCAGCGAUCUUUGGACGGAAAUUUAAGUGUUCAUUGAUUUCAAGCCUCAAAGGUGAUCCGUGUUCUCAACCAGAAGAUCAGCGAGUUUCUCUGGUUAUAAAUAACCGCGUUAACUUCCAAGCCAGCAUGCAAAUGCCAGGUCUAGUGCACGAGAGUCAGCUAAUCUUCCUCUGUCCUCAGUAUUCGCCUGUUUUGCUGGGAAUAGAACCUCCUGCUAUAGGAUCCCUUAUCGAUCACGCCAAGUGUAGUGACUGGUCAUUGAACUAUCCGGAGUAUCGGAAACCAUUUUGUGGACCAAGUGAGUUUCCGAUUCCUGCUGGAGCCUGGUCGCCCAUUGAAAUUUUUAAGUGGGAGAAUUCUUUAUUCCCCUUCAUGACACGGUACCCAUCGUUAUAUCGGGCCAUAAGAAACACUGUGAUAUAUCUCUGGAAUCACAAAAAAUUUCGAAUGGUCACUGCCGAAAGCGCAGCAAGAUCCCUUCUCAUCAGGGGACUAAUACGCAUCAUAAUCGUCGAUGAGUGGCUUCCCUUUUUUCUUGAGCACCUGACCCAUCGAGGCCUCAUCAACUUUGGGCUCUGUGCCAAGUGCAAUCCUCCCAAUUGUCCGAAUCUACGAUGGAGUGUGGUCAUUGGACCCAUGGAUUUAAAGUCGGCAGUCUUACACUGUCAACUGAAAAACAGCUUUGAACUGCAUCGAAUGCAUUCCACAAAUGUGCCCGAUGUAGCUGAAUUCCUAACACUUGAAAAUGUCUACAUUUCUAAUGUAUUUGCUGAAUCCCAGUUUACAUUUCGGUCGGACGGGAUUGAACAAAAUCAAAUUACCUUCUUGAAUCACAGCAUUGGAAACCACGUGGUUGAUCCAAUUAACAAUGACGUGAUGGUGCUUGCACAUCAAUUACAUCUGCCAAGUGUAGCCGAAUUGCCGCCAACCAUAUUUAACCCAAGGGGUGAGAGGCUGGUGGUUGUCGUUGAGGACGUGUUCAACCGCGUUCAAAGAAGCGCCUACAAGUUCUUCCUUGCCAUAAUGACCAAAAAGACACUUGAAACUGAGACUGUCAGCUUAAGGACUGUGCAAGAUAUGUUUGAUGUCUUGCGUUGUAGCAUGUUGGGAGGACUACCAGAACAGGAAGCUUUCCAGAAUGACUCCCAAUUGUGCGAGUACUUUCUUGCAUGUAUAGAGGAACGGCUGAUCGAGCGCUUGCUUCUUUACGGCAAUGAAGAUACCCCAUCGCCUAUCUCUCUUUGUGACAUGUCACCCACUUCACUGCAUUCCUUGUUAUCGAGGUCGGAUCCUUUUUACUUACACGCCUUACACCUCCUCAGUGAUAACUAUAGUCCCCUUACAUUUGCUGGACUCAAUGCCCAUAAAGUGCUUGUCAGCCGACUUAUUCCCUCCAGUCCCGAGGAGAAUAGGGUGUGCAGUGUUGUUUUUCAACACAUCGGUCCGCACGGUGGUCUGUACAUCCUGCGUCAGAAUGGCACUGAACUUCAGCUGGUCGCCUCCGUUAUCGUAACCCUUCCCAGCUCAGCCCUCAAAAUAAUAUUUUGUGAUGAUCCAGUAGAGGAGGCGCUUAAAUCGCACCCUCUGAAGGCGGACAAUGACGUUUUGUCGAUAUACUUGCCGCAUCACUUCCGUAUUCCCUCCGGUCAGACAAGAUGCUACCCCAGAGAAAUGACAGAAAAACCGCUUUGCAUAUCAGUGACUCUCGUCUAUCCAUCGCCUUGGUGGCGUCCACUCCUUAGCCGGGCGAUGGAACCCGAUUCUUUGUUUAUGGAGGGUUACGGAGUUGAUCUUGACGCAUUUCCAGAGGACAACAAAGCCCCGUCUUUAUUUGCAUUCAUCCCAGAGGACCGCUCGAUGCGCGGUUUUUGUCAUAACUUUAGAGACCUAUCUUGCGAAUCUCCAGACAGCGUGGGCAUAAUUCAAACCCACAUUCUUUCCAAAAGUAUCGACAGUUACUGGGCAGACAAUGACGCGUCUCUGACUCAAUUGGUGCACUCUCAUUUGGUAAAAUGUCUCAAGGCCAGUAAGAAUGGCUACGAGAGGUACAUUGCCAGUUCAAUAAACCGUUUGUCGCCUUUGGCUGUGGCCAACGCCCCAUGGAAUGCGCCUUACAUGGAGGCCAGGUCUGCAGAGCCCGCACUCACAGAUAUCGGUAUGGCCAUUCACUUCAGUGAUGCAAAAAAACCAGAAGUGGAAAUCACCAAGGCAGACUUUUACAUCACGGAGGAUUGGUGGAGACUCCUGUCAGAUGGAGCAGCUAUUCAUGUUUUGCCAGAGUUGACACAUUCUUGUGAAACCACCAAAUCUCCGGAGGAUGAGACGUUGGCAAGGGACGCUUUAUCAUGGGAAGUGAUGAUGGGUCUGAGGUGGGCUAAGUUCUACCUCUCAGAGAACUCGUCUCCAGGCUGGUCGGAGAAGCGUGCAAUAGCUACUCUAAAGGCUGCAGCUAUCAACACGCGUGGUGCUCUCUAUUUGGGAAGUCCUUGCCUUUUUAUGGAGACUGGGGAUGUUAAUGAUGAUGACAGCGGAGACGAGAACGAUGAUGACGUCGGCGAAAUGAAAAGUCGGGUAGUAAACGUCUUCAAACGUCCCCAUCCUCCGUCCCUACGUCGCUCCUCCCGACAAGUCAAACGACCUUGCACAUUGAAUCUGUGA
Echinococcus granulosus is the source of this 2928-nucleotide messenger RNA. RefSeq names its product Lysine-specific histone demethylase 1B. Gene Ontology annotation, molecular function: zinc ion binding. Bases 1 to 2928 code for a protein of 975 amino acids. The record is from RefSeq and is a predicted model, not a curated record. The transcript is spliced from 15 exons. Lineage: Eukaryota; Metazoa; Platyhelminthes; Cestoda; Cyclophyllidea; Taeniidae.